AUGUUUGAGAGUAAAAUGAUCGAUAAGAUGACGACGUUAUGGACAAAUUUCGCCAAAUUCGGGGAGCCAAUUCCAGAGGUAACGAAGCUGUUGUCGUUGAAGUGGUAUCCUACUAACUCUACGUCGCCUCAUGCCAUGGUCAUUGAUGAGGAGUUAAGCACUUCCCACCUUUGGUACAGCGAGGCUUUAAAGUAUUGGCGGCAGGUAUACAGCAAGUACAGAAGGAAGAUUUGA
Parnassius mnemosyne (clouded apollo) is the source of this 234-nucleotide messenger RNA. Lineage: Eukaryota; Metazoa; Arthropoda; Insecta; Lepidoptera; Papilionidae. The record is from the annotation of a GenBank genome assembly.